This is a messenger RNA of Symbiodinium sp. CCMP2456, 390 nucleotides long. Lineage: Eukaryota; Dinophyceae; Suessiales; Symbiodiniaceae. The record is from the annotation of a GenBank genome assembly.
GACCACAUCAACAUCGGCACCAUCGGCCACGUCGACCAUGGCAAGACCACGCUCUCUGCUGCGAUCUCCCUCGUCUGCGGCCAGUUCAGCACGUCCGACGACACGAGCAAGAAGUCCUACGAGGAGAUCGACAAUGCUCCGGAAGAGCGUGCCCGUGGCAUCACCAUCAAUGCCUCGCACAUCGAGUAUGAGACGGAGAGCAGGCACUACUGCCAUGUGGACUGCCCGGGCCACGCAGAUUAUGUCAAGAACAUGAUCACAGGAGCUUGCCAGAUGGACGGUGGCAUCCUGGUCAUCUCUUCUCCGGAUGGCCCCAUGGCCCAGACUCGUGAGCACAUCCUCCUUUCCAAGCAGGUGGGCGUGCCAGCCUUGGUCUGCUUCAUGAACAAG